Molecule: messenger RNA, 2658 nt
Organism: Pleurotus ostreatus (oyster mushroom)
Lineage: Eukaryota; Fungi; Basidiomycota; Agaricomycetes; Agaricales; Pleurotaceae
Exons: 9
Coding region: 1-2658 (885 amino acids)
Biological process (GO): regulation of DNA-templated transcription
Molecular function (GO): DNA-binding transcription factor activity, RNA polymerase II-specific; zinc ion binding
Source: RefSeq, a predicted model, not a curated record
AUGUCGCCCCGAAGCCAGAAUGCCGGCGCCCCUCCGUCUACAAGGUCAUCCACAAACACGCCUUAUCCUCGUCGUCCCUCAGGCCAGCCAAAGUCCUCGCGCCAGCAGUUCUCUGCAUGUGGUGCAUGUCGGAUGCGGAGAGUGCGCUGUGAUCUCAAAGACCUCCCCCUUGACCAGGCUGGACCGUGUCCAUCAUGUUCAAAUUGUAAAGAACGCGGGCUGAAAUGCGUAGACGAAUUCGCCGACGUGAAAUCAGUAAAGUUGCUCAGACGGGGCAGACGGCUCCAGCAGGUAGAGCGGAUUUACGGCAAAGUCUCAGAUCCUGAUAGCGCAGAAGGCUCCUCCUCUUCCUCGUUGCCCUCUCACGCUCGACCACGGACAAUCCCCGGCCUCCAGCCAGAGUUCUUCGCCUCUCCAUUUUGGCGAUGGUUCAGCACGCAACGACCCAUAUUUGAUUCGACCGAAUUUCCCGCACGUUUCUUAGCUCACACCAAAGGGUCUCAGAUUCUGAGCUUCGAAGGGCAAAUAUUAUCUAUGCUCCUGGUGGUAUGGGCAUACUCCUUCGGUGUCAACGAACGUGGACUCGAAGAAGCCAGCAGCUACGACUUCCUUUCCCUGUCUUCUGCCCCAGAUUUCGAGAGCCUCACCCCUACCUCCCCACGCAACACCCGCCGAGCCAGCGUUAACAUUCCACCCGAUCGCGAGCUCUCACAAAACCUCAAAAGCGGACUCGAUCAUCGGCGCCACGAACGCAGGGAGAGGACAGACUCCAUGCUGCGUGAAGUGAUGGAACUCAUCGACGCGCAUUCUGUGAUGCGCCACCCGACCUGGGAUGGUGUGCGCAUCUUGCUUUUAAUUCUACCUUUGAUGGAAGAGUCCCAUCACCUAGAUAGGUUGAUGAUGUAUGAGGCAGCCCUGGCCCAGAGUCAUGCGUUAUGGACACUUCCAUCCUCCUCCGGCCCCUCGCCGUUCUCACAAGUGCCAGACGAUGCUAUGGUCCGUCUGCGCGUUUAUUGUUAUGCACACAUCCAAGAAGGCAUUGCUGGUGGUCUUCGAGGGGGACGUCUCACGCUCGACCCCGAAGACCUUGCCACUAUCCAACAAUCGCUGUUAUCUCCUGGAUAUACUGGGGAUACAAGUCACCCUGGAUCACCUACAUUCACAGCGGCCGCGGAAACCUCUUCUCAUUCCGUGAUUACAACGCAAUCAUGCUCGCGCGCUCGAACCACCCCUCCUGUCUCUUACUGGCACCCCAACUAUGUGUUCUCCCUCCCCCUUCGCCUCAGCAGCGUAUGCCGAGAUAUUCACGCCGUCCUGACGGGUGCCAAGGCCGCGAGAUGCCAGCUCGAUAUCGAUGCUGAAGGGAUGCGUAGGAUCUGGGAUGGUCUUGCUAAUUGCUGGGACGAUUUCGACACCGUGCGUCGGCAAGGCACGUCCAAUGUCACCGAGGACGGCGUAGAUUUGGACCGAUUUGCUAGCGCGUGGCAGAUAUUCAUCUUCGAGUGUCAUAAUAUUAUCCGGGAGACUUUGAAGCACCGCCUAACGCGAAAAGCAUGCUCACCGCCGCUCUACUCAGCCAACUCCCCGGAUCCAUCCUCACAACAUCCCGCCUCCUCCACCCACAACCUCCACGCUAUCGCGCUACAUCAUUGUUCCCGCCUCCUUCCGUCGAUUAUUUCCAUCGUUAAGCACCACCUAGAGCGCGGCACAAGGGACCCCGACGGUGCAUCUCUAUUCAAAUGGGACACAGGUCUUGUCAAGGACGGUGUCUUCUUUGCCGGAAUACUUGCUGCCGGCGGUGAAAGCGAUCUACAAAACUCUCGUGACGACCACACUUUCAAGCAGGAGGACAUCGAAAGUCUCACCUUUAGCGCGAAGGCUGAGAGCGCGCAGCUUUGCCUACGGGCCCUUUCGGAGAUGCGAUGGGCAUAUGCGAAGAGCGAGGACCGUGUCGAUACCAUUGAGCACAUCUGGGAGAACAGUCAUCGGAACAUGCAGCUCGCACCGACAGCUGAGUACACCUCUUCCCAAGACAUGACUCCGUUCCGCCAUCAGGAUCAACAACGUCUUUGUCCCCUUCCGGUCUACACUUACAACAAAGCAGUGAUACAGAGCGGCCCGCAUCUUGGGCUUCCUUUGUCAACGCUGAAUGAGCGGUCGGGACGACCACCGCUCAGCGUAGCUUUGUCGCCCCGUACCUACGCCGAAAGCGCACCCAAUACCGCUUGCAGCACGGACGGAAGUGCUCCGAUUGGAUGGGCAUCGUACACACCUCCGGGAACUGGGACUUCGGCCACCACCAGUACCAGCACUGGCUUCAGCGGAAGUGAUUCCCCCGUAUUUCCCGCUCGACUAGCGGGCAAUUCCAUGCCAGCCUUCAAAGAAGGGCUCGACGAUGGCUUCUACAAUGUUGCGACCGCGGAUAUCGAACCGCAGUUUACCUACAACGCACCGAUGGGGGCUUCCGGCCAUGGUCUAGCUGAGCCACUCGGAUACAACCAUCAUCGGCCGUCAAGUCAUCAUUCUCAACAUGGAGUCGGCUCCAAUGCGGGAUAUCUAGAAUCUGUCGGGAUGUACAUGUCCACGGGAGCCUCUCAGGUUCUAGCCCAUGCCGCGGAAGAAAUGAAUACGGUCACACAGUUCACGGACUACUACUAA